AUGUUGAAAUCCCAAGCAGCCUCGAUAGCUCGUUCUUUCUCCACCUCGGCCACCAGGUCUGCUUUUGCCAAGAUGCAAUUGCUCGGAAACAUUGGCUCCAUCACCCCAAGAGAAACCAAAGAUGGCAUGCCCUUCCUCACCUACUCCUUGGCUGUCAACAGAUACAACCCCCAGGCUGCCGAAAGCGGCAACACCGUGGCCGACUGGUACAACCUUUCUGUUUUUGACGAGAAGCAGGUUGCUUUUUUCAACAACCACUUGAGAGGUGGUGCCCAGGUGUAUGUGGAGGCUUCCGUGAGCCAGAGGCAAAUUGUUGACGAGAACGGCGAGGGCAAGAUUGUUACUUCGUUGAGACAGACGAGUUUCGAUGUUGUGCGUUUCCCCAAGAAGCUCGAGGAGGAGGGCUCCGAGUAA
This is a messenger RNA of Candidozyma duobushaemuli, 414 nucleotides long. RefSeq names its product Rim1p (gene RIM1). Gene Ontology annotation, cellular component: mitochondrial nucleoid. The record is from RefSeq and is a predicted model, not a curated record. NCBI's taxonomy places the organism in Eukaryota, Fungi, Ascomycota, Pichiomycetes, Serinales, Metschnikowiaceae. The coding region runs from base 1 to 414 and encodes 137 amino acids. Gene Ontology annotation, biological process: positive regulation of helicase activity; mitochondrial DNA replication. The transcript has a single exon. Gene Ontology annotation, molecular function: single-stranded DNA binding.